UCAAAAUAAGGAGUGUUGAGGGAAAAAAGAGUAAGAACUAGACUACAAAAGAAGCCAUGUCUGUGAAAUCAACCCUAACGUCGGUAGUUCUGGUGAUUCUCAUCGCAGCAUCGUCGGCUGGGGAUAUCGGAUCCGAUGAGUCCACUCCGAUCACCGACGGUCUCCGGAAGGUAGAGGAAUCCUUUGUCAAAAUCUUAGGCCAAUCCAAUCACGUUCUCUCCUUCGCUCGCUUCGCUCACAAGUAUGGGAAAACGUAUGAAAACGCUGAGGAGGUAAAGCAUCGUUUCUCGGUGUUCAAGGACACUCUUGAUUUUAUCAGAUCCACCAAUAAGAAAGGCUUAUCUUACAAAGUUGGUGUCAAUCAAUUUGCUGAUUUGACCAUCCAAGAGUUGCAAAAGACCGGUGGACUCAAAGAAGCAGCUGUUCCGAGAAGUGUGGACUGGAAUAAAAGAGGUAUUCUUGGCCCGGUCAAAAAUCAGGGAGGUUGUGAAGCUUCCUGGGCAUUCAGCGCAGUUGGAGCUGUUGAGGCAGCUUACAGUAGGAAACAUAAACGCAUAACUGAUCUCUCUGAGCAGCAGCUGAUUGAUUGUUCUCUACCUUACGGUAACUUGGGCUGCAUUUCUGGUCGUCCUUCCAGAGCCUUCGAAUACCUCAAAUCCGGAGCCAAAGGAAUCAGUCUAGAAACAGAUUAUCCCAACAGAGGUUCCCUUGGGUUGUGCAAACUAAACGUGAAAAAGUCCAAUGUAAAUAUCACAAGAUAUGUCAGUAUCAGUUCGGGUGAUGAAGAAGAACUGAAGCGAGUUGUUGGAUCCAUAGGGCCAGUUAGCAUAUCGUUCAACGUUGUAGACUCAUUAAAUGCAUACAUGGACGGAGUCUACAAUAGCAGUGAAUGUGGAAGUGCUUUAAAGGACGUUAACCAUUAUGCUUUGGCGGUUGGUUAUGGAAUGGAAGGCGGUGUCCCAUAUUGGCUUAUAAGGAACUCAUGGGGACCGGGCUGGGGCGUAGAAGGCCACUUCAAGGUGGAGAGGGGAAAGAACAUGUGUGGUGUCGCGACACGUGCAUCGUACCCGAUUGUGGCCUAAUGAGAUGAUCAGCAUAUGGAUGAAUGAUGUCCGCAGGAUUAACAUUACUUGAAAAUUGGCACUUGGGUGUGCCCAGUAUUGUUAUGUUUUAUCUUUUUUAAUUCAAAAAACAUAUGGAUAUAGUCUGUUCAUAUGUAUGGAAUAAUGGAAAAAUAUGUGAAACUUAAUAGUAUACAUGCCUGCAUGUUAAAUCUAUCAAUAUAAAUUGUUUAGAAUGAAAUACAUUCGUUAUUGGUCGUAAGACGAUUGUACUACAUAUACAGCUGACUAAGUUAUGGCUGUUUUAAAA
Molecule: messenger RNA, 1371 nt
Organism: Raphanus sativus (radish)
Lineage: Eukaryota; Viridiplantae; Streptophyta; Magnoliopsida; Brassicales; Brassicaceae
Product: thiol protease aleurain-like
Exons: 8
Coding region: 57-1082 (341 amino acids)
Biological process (GO): immune response
Cellular component (GO): lysosome
Molecular function (GO): cysteine-type endopeptidase activity
Source: RefSeq, a predicted model, not a curated record